Messenger RNA from Botrytis fragariae, 2241 nucleotides. RefSeq names its product putative extracellular serine-rich protein. Gene Ontology annotation, biological process: carbohydrate metabolic process. The record is from RefSeq and is a predicted model, not a curated record. The transcript has 9 exons. NCBI's taxonomy places the organism in Eukaryota, Fungi, Ascomycota, Leotiomycetes, Helotiales, Sclerotiniaceae. The coding region runs from base 1 to 2241 and encodes 746 amino acids.
AUGGUAUCAUUGUACCACCUCGUUACCCAUAUUCUCCCAUUGAGCUUGUUCCUAGAUGCAGCUCUUGGCCAUCGGGCUCAUCGCCGAGAUCCCGCUGACGCGGAUAAUCUCCCUCAAUCAGAAACAGUUGCGAUUACCAACGCUCAGGCUAUUAUGACCUCGACAGUUCCUGCCGCACCUCUCGCUACGCUAUCCAUUGGAGAGAUUAUUGCUACUGAUGCAGUCGAUACUGUCAGCAGUAAAGUCCUUGUCAUUGCACGAGAUUCAGUCUCCGCAUACUCUGCUUGGAGUGGGCUGAAUGAUCGAGGAAUCCCAUAUGAAACCUUAAUCGUUCCUGCAGCUGGUAUAGCACUACCAAGCUUGAACAGUUCAGAAAGUCAAGGAAAUUAUGGACUCAUUGUUGUUAUGUCAGAACUGAGUUACUCCUACCCUGACGUCGGGUAUCAAAGUGCACUUACGGCCGACCAAUGGCAAGCAAUCUACAACUAUCAAACCGCCUUCCGCGUUCGGCUGGUCAGGCUUGAUUCUUAUCCAUCUGCUGCAUUUGGUACAGAGGCAUUAGGAGCUUGUUGUAAUAGUGGUGUUGAGCAGCUUGUUUCCAUUUCCGACAACUCAGCCUUUCCUAAGGCGGGACUCAAGACCGGUGCCACCAUGAGUACCAUGGGCAUAUACCACUAUCCUACUCAAAUUACAAAUUCAACAUUGGCAAAGGAGUUUUUACAACUAGGACCCUCUUCUGAUGGCCAAUUCACUUCCGCAAGUACAGCAGGCGUGAUAAACAAUAUCAAUGGUAGAGAACAAAUGGUGUUUUACAUUCCAUUUGCUACAGAUUGGGCUGUCACUUCUGUAUGGUUGCAACAUGCUUGGAUCGACUGGGGCACAAGAAGUCUUUACACUGGAUACAGAAGAGCACUAUUCGGCACACAGAUUGACGACAUGUUCUUGGAGUCAGAUAUUUAUUCACCUACUGGGACGACUUACCGCAUUGGCACGGCCGAUUUGGCUCAGCAUAUUACAUUCAUGAGUUCGAUCAACUCUAAGUUAAAUGCUGGAAGUAAUUGGUUCAUUGAGGUUGGACAUAAUGGCAAUGGAAAUGUCGAAUCAGCUAAUGAAAUCGCGACAAGUGAAAGUGUCUGUUCUCCUGGACCCAUUGAGUAUGGCGAACAAAUCGAUACACCAUUGGAGUGGAUCAAGCCCAUUGGAACCGGAACCGAUAUCUGGCCCAAAACGUCGGUUCUUUAUCCCAAUUACACCACCGAAUGCUUAAGCGACGAUUCUUUACUCACGUGGUGGACCACCCCUUCUAAUCUUAAUGCCUAUGCACACAUUUCCCACACUUUCACACACGAGGAUCAAAACAAUGCGACUUACGCCGAUGUAUAUAGAGAGAUGACAUGGAAUCAAGCCUGGCUUACUGCCACCGGAAUUGCCAAUGCAGACAGGUUCAGUCCAAAGGGACUUAUUCCACCAGCCAUCACAGGGCUUCACAAUGGUGAUGCGCUUAAAGCCUGGGCUGACAGCGGUAUCACACAUGCAGUUGGAGACAAUACUCGAGCAGCUCUCUUGAACCCUGAUAAUGAGCAUUGGCCUUUGUUCACAACAGUUGCGGCCAACGGCUAUGAUGGUAUUCAAAUAACUCCAAGAUGGGCAACCAACAUUUACUACAAUUGCGAUUCGCCUGACUGUACCGUGUUGGAAUGGAUAAACACCAGUGCCGGAUCCGGUGAUAUAAAUACUCUCCUUGCAGUCGAGAAACAGACAAAUGUCAGACAUUUGUUGGGUCUUCACCAUGAUGCCUACAUGUUCCAUCAAGCCAAUUUGCGCUACACAGGAGCAGCAACGUACACUAUCAAUGGUGUGACAGCACAGCUUUCGCUGCUCAUGGCAUGGGUUGAGACGGUGACUCAAGAAUUCGUUCGAUUGGUUGACUGGCCUCUCAUCACCUACAAACAUGACGACCUUGCUGCCAUGUUUGUCAAUAGAAUGACACGGGAUUCUUGUGGAGCUAGCUUGUCAUAUCAAUUUGAUACUACUAGCUCAUCGAUCACGGGCUUCACACUCUCUGCAAAUGGCAACACUUGCUCAACACCGCUCCCGGUCACUAUCCCAGGUUCAGUCACCGAUACCAAGGGGGCCACUGUUGAGCAGGUUGGUAACGACCCUACAACAUUGUGGGUCACUUUGUCUGGCGCACCUGUCAGCUUUACUCUCACCACACCAAUUCCAAUAUCGAGCAGCUAA